AUGGACCAUGAGAAUUGGGCUUCGACUAAAAAGUCCUUGACUUUUUCAAAAUCUGGACUUAUCGAUCCCUCACGACAGCGCAGCGCCAUCCAAUUGGAGAAGGCCGCUGCUGUCUUCAACCUCGGAGCCAUCUACAGCCAGAUUGCUGCUUCUUGCGACCGUACCACCGCCCUUGGCCGUCACCUUGCAAUGGAAGCCUUCAAAGUUGCCGCCAAUUUCUUCCUCCAACUCUGGCAGGUUUUUGCCAAGGACGUGGUCGCCACCCUCGAUUUGACUGUCGUCUUCGCGGAGUUUCUGCACCUCCUCUUCUCCGCUCAGGCUUCCGAGCUCGAAUUACGGGAAGAACUGAACAACAACGACGCCAGUUACGCUCUCCAACAACACCGAUGUGCCCUAUUGUUUAUAUCGGUUUCUAAGCUUUAUCGUAGAGCAUAUGCACUGAUACCUACUGAUUCGGCUGCACGGAAACAUGUCCACUCUUUUGACCGAACCUGGGUAACUCAUCUUUACCAGAAGAAGAUAUUCUUUCAGGCAGAGGCUCGUCAGAGGCAAUCAUACAUCCUACCCAAAUCCGAGCGACUCAAAGGUCGAAUCUUGUGCUCUUGA
This is a messenger RNA of Arachis duranensis, 606 nucleotides long. RefSeq names its product vacuolar-sorting protein BRO1-like. Gene Ontology annotation, biological process: negative regulation of stress fiber assembly. The coding region runs from base 1 to 606 and encodes 201 amino acids. Lineage: Eukaryota; Viridiplantae; Streptophyta; Magnoliopsida; Fabales; Fabaceae. The record is from RefSeq and is a predicted model, not a curated record. The transcript has 3 exons.